Caenorhabditis angaria is the source of this 356-nucleotide messenger RNA. Lineage: Eukaryota; Metazoa; Nematoda; Chromadorea; Rhabditida; Rhabditidae. The record is from the annotation of a GenBank genome assembly.
AUGACAACAUCUAUGUUAGGAAGAUAUCAAAUUGGUUGGUUUCUUCAAAAUUUGCAGAUGAACUUUGAAUUUCAAUUUUUUAGAUCGAAAUAUGUGCCGAUCAACAGAAAGAGUUGAGAUUGUACCACAAGAAACAUGUGUUCAACAUGAAUGUUAGUAAAGAUUCCUUGUUCCAAAAAUCAAAAAAAAUAUUUUUUCCAGCAAUAAUAACCGAAUGUGCAACAAUGACAACUUCAGUUUGUCCCGGACAAAUCACAACAUCUUCGACAUCCUCAAAAAAUAAUUCACGACGUUCGAGCGAAGUUGGAACAACCCCAACAACAACUCCACAAUCCAAUAAAUAUCUCAAAGUGUGA